Messenger RNA from Parnassius mnemosyne (clouded apollo), 1023 nucleotides. The record is from the annotation of a GenBank genome assembly. NCBI's taxonomy places the organism in Eukaryota, Metazoa, Arthropoda, Insecta, Lepidoptera, Papilionidae.
AUGGCUUUCUUGUGUCCAGUGAGAAUUAGAAGGGGUAAGAAGAAGAAAUCAAAUAGUGGUGACUCAGAUAAAGAAUUGUCCAGGCCAGGUUCAGGGCUUAGUCCUGGUAUGGGUAGGAUAACAGGAUCGGCAAGUAUUGAAACGCUAGUGAGAGUUGGUAUUGAGAAAGAACAUGGCCUUAGUCCAGAUUCCAAAAUGGUUGUGCUACAUGAUUUUGCACCUUGUGUUGAUGAUGAACUAGAGGUAAAACGUGGCCAAAUAGUAAAUGUAUUAUAUCGAGAAAAUGACUGGGUGUAUGUAAUAGUAGCAGAAUCUCGGCGUGAGGGAUUCAUACCACACUCAUAUUGUGCGCCUUGUGAGCAUCACGAUUUAAAGAAAAAACUACCAAGGAGUCGAUCGCCCACUGAUUUAGCACGUAGAGAUGUAUCACAAUUAUCUUUAUCAGACGGUGCUACAAACGACGGGCACUCAGAGCUAGGCAGUGAAGGUGAAGCGUGUCCGUUCAGCAAAGACCCGUCCGGGCGCUACGUAGUGUUGUACACAUUCACUGCGCGGGACGAGAACGAUGUUGACGUCGAGAGAGGGGAGUUUGUUACAGUUUUAAAUAGAGAAGAUCCAGACUGGUAUUGGAUUGUAAGGAGUGAUGGUCAAGAGGGCUUCAUACCUUCAGGCUUCGUUUAUCCCGCGGUAGUCCAAGCAACCCAACAAGAAAAUGCACAACCAGUCCAUUCGCCACCGACAACAAACGCCAAUAACACAAUGUUGUCGACCAACAACACCACUCUGAACACUACAUCACAACAGGACCCCGAAGGACGCUACCAUGGAACUGAGCUAGUCAUGCUUUACGACUAUAAGGCGCAAGCACCAGACGAUUUAUCUGUAAAACGCGGAGAAUGGGUCUAUGCAGAUCUGACACAGCAAACAGUUGAGGGUUGGCUGUGGGCACACGCCCCUAAAUCGCGACGUUCCGGAUUCAUUCCCACCGCAUACGCCCGAGCGCCACACACUACGUCCCUUUGA